CUAUCGGGCCCACUUGAGUGGCGUCGAACUUCACUCUUGAGUCGCCUUUCGAUUCGGACAAGAGACAGAGAACUGAAUCGUCGCUUGCUUUCUUCCGUGGUAUUUAGUCACAAGGUUGGCCUACCUUCAACUGGUUUUGGAAACACCAAUUCCUGAACCUUUUCUUCUUCUUCAGCGCCCAGCGCCUUGAAAUCGUCAGCGAUGCUUUCUAUCGUUCUGACGAUAUGCUCGCCGGUUGCUCUCUUUGUCAUAUACACAGCAUGGAGCCUCUUCAGCAAUUAUCUCAUCGCGCGCAAAGUAGGCCUGCCCCUCUUUGUAAUACCAGUCAGCCCCGAGAACCCUCUUUGGCUUCUACUAUGCCACUAUAUCAUUCCUCUGCUCAGUUAUGUUCCUUUUGGAAACGGCAACUUUACUCGAUUCGGCGAGACAGGAUGGGAGUUCAGGGAGAAAGCACGCGUACACAUCGAGUAUGGCGACGCCAUUAUCAUCGCGACUCCUGGCAAAAACUGGAUCUACAUGUGUGAUGCGGAUGUAAUUCGCGAUAUUAUCAGGAGAGAACGGCAAGGAGAUUUCGCUCGACCGGUGGAACUUCUGGCUAUGCUGGAUGUAUUCGGGCCGAAUAUAUCUACCAUGAAUGGUGCAGACUGGCAACGGCAGCGGAAAUGUACGGCGGCAAGUUUCAACGAACAGAGCAAUGUGUUGGUGUGGACCGAAUCUCUUCGACAAGGUCAACAGCUUCUCCAGUAUUGGAAAAACAACACGAGUGUGCCUGGCGUUUCAACGAUGGCAAAAGAUACAAGAACCCUGGCUCUGAAUGUACUUGUUCAUGCUGCCUUCGGCAAGUCCUUCGAUUUCCAAGGUACACACGACAAAAAGAUAACAUCAGGACCCCUGAGCUACCGCGAUGCCCUUGCUCUGAUUCUCGAAAACGCAAUCGCUAUUCUGGCUCUAGGACCGCAAACAUUAGAACGUCUCGCGUUCAUCCCGCCACUCGGCCGUCUCAGCGAAGCUGCAAAGCAAUUCAGAAAGUAUAUGCUCGACAUGUUCGAGGAGUAUACCCACUCCAAUGAUUCCAUGCCAGAAAAUAAACUGCAAGGGAACUUGAUGACCUCUCUGAUCCGAGCGUCCCUAACCGAUAAACUCAUCACCCCAGACGAAGCAAUCGGCAACAUGUUCGUCUUCAACUUCGCAGGUCAUGACACUACCUCCCACAGCCUGGCAUUCACCUUCAUGCUCCUCGCCGCCCAUCCCGAAGUUCAAGAUUGGAUGGCUGAGGAGAUCCGAUACGUUCUAGGCGAAAAGCAGAUCUCAGAAUUAAACUACAGCGAAUUCCCAAGAUUUGUCCGAACGUUAUCUGUCCUACUCGAAACAGUCCGCCUAUACAACCCUCUCCUUAGUAUAGUAAAAGGCACAGAAACCCAACCUAGUCUCCUCACCGUCCGCGGCAAAGUAGUAACAAUACCCCCACAUACUCGCGUCCUUCUCAAUCUCAACGCUCUCCAAACACACCCCCGAUACUGGGGCUCCGACGGCGAAUCCUUCAACCCCUCUCGUUGGAUUCACUCCACACCCUCAGGAACCAGCAACAUCCAUGACCGCGAAUACCUACAGAUGAAUGAGCACGGCGCGUAUAUACCGUGGGGCGAGGGCAAUCGAUCGUGUCCUGGGAAGAAGUUCGCACAGGUCGAGCAUGUUGCUGUUAUGGUUUCGAUGUUUCGGGACCAUGUCAUUGGGGUUAAGAGAUGGGAGGGUGAGAGCGCGGAGAAUGCAAGGGAGAGGGCGAGGGGAGCGCUGAGGGAUUCGGGGAUGAAAUUGCUGUUGCAAAUGUUGAGACCGGAGAAGACACCGUUGGUUUGGGAGAGGAGAGUGUGAUGGGGUGUGGUGUUCAGCUGGGAAGAAGCGGAUGUUUCUGCUGAUAUAAGGUUCCUAUAUGCUAUGGAUAAUAUCAUGUCAAAUUUGGUCAAAGAAAGGAUUCCAGCUUAAUGAGCCUAAAGGCGAUCAAUCCUAUCUUGAUACAGCUUCUCACCGACCCUUCUAAAUACUGAACCUUUGCUAGUACGAACCAGCUUUUCCUGUGGAACCAUGAAAAGGUUAACCUGCUCAGUCAACCUGGCAAGGUCCGAACAAGCCUUAUUAACAUCACCAAGAAUUGGCAUCAACUCUGUCAAUCGUUCCGCGAGAGAGCUGUCACCAUUCGGCUCUCCGGUGUCUUCCAAAAGUUCCUCGUACCUUCUCUUCACCGAGAAAUGUUGCUCAUAUCUAAUCUAAGAUGAUUUAGCUCCCUUGCAAGAGCAUCCUUAAGUUGUGAUUCAUUUGAUCUCCUUCCAAUAAGUGUUUAGUCAAAGCCUGCUACAUUGGUGUUGACUCACGAGAAAUUGGCGAAAAGACACAAAGCCAAACCAGAUGAUAUUAGCGAAAGUACCAGGAUGAUCUUGAUAUUAUUGCUUUCGAGCCAGAUUGGGAUUCAACCCAUGCUGGCCAUUUUUAUGUGGCAGAAUAGCCGUAUAUAUUUUCAUCAAGUUCGAUCGAAAAGACGUUUGGUGAGACUCAGCUGACUAUUACUACGCCGUUUGGAUUUUAUGUGACUGAUUUUGUCUUCAAGUCCACUAGAAUUUAUUGGUUCAUUGAAAAGGGUGGUCGUCAGAUAAAACAGUGACGCCGCAAACCCGAGGUGUACGUAAGCGAACGAGAUCACGUUGAAAAGCUGACUAGCAUCGCGUU
Molecule: messenger RNA, 2721 nt
Organism: Periconia digitata
Lineage: Eukaryota; Fungi; Ascomycota; Dothideomycetes; Pleosporales; Periconiaceae
Source: the annotation of a GenBank genome assembly